Neolamprologus brichardi is the source of this 2360-nucleotide messenger RNA. Lineage: Eukaryota; Metazoa; Chordata; Actinopteri; Cichliformes; Cichlidae. The record is from RefSeq and is a predicted model, not a curated record.
GUACUGAGGAGAAGAAGAGUGCGUGAGAAGGCGAAGAAGAGCAGCAAAGAAAUUAUCUGUUUCUGUGCAGGUUGACUUAUUUAGGAACUCAGAAACCAAAGUAGGAGACGACCAUGCUGAGAGCGUGUCUGAGAGGGGCUAAUGCUACCGCCCGGAAGAACUACAGGAGAAUCCCUCUUACCAGUCUGCAGCAGUGUCGGCACUACACCGCAGGAGAGGGCAGUAGUGCUUCCAAAGUGGUUGUUGCUGGCUUGUUGACAGUAAGUGGUGGCAUUGGAGGGACCGUACUCUAUGCCAAAUGGGACCGUCUGUGUUUGUGUGUUUGUGUGUUUUCUCUCGAAGAGUGCAACGAGUGCCAUGAACACAAGGAGGCGACAGCGGUCCAUCCUGCACCCACAGAACCAAUGAAAGAGCGUCCAGUAGAAGAAGUGGCUGCUCGACUUGCUCAACAAGAACAGGAGGAACAGGAUAUUUCAGCAUCCGUAUCAGCCAGUCUUGAGGACUCACUGGCGAGCUCAGCCAAAGCUACUCUGCAGGCCAUAGGAGCGCAAGAAGCAGCCCUGCAGGCUAUCAUGCAGCACACAGACAAACUGAAGGAGGCUAUGGAAGCAGAGGUUCUACCUGAGGAGAAGUCAAACCAGUGGAAGGACCUGGAAGCUGCUCUUGCUGAUAGAACCACGGCUUUGAACGAUGCCAGAGCUGCUCUGUCGAAAGCAAACGAGUCCUUGGACAGUCUCAGGUCAGUGAUUGACGAGUCCAAAGGGCUGAAGAUAUCCUCUGUUCGCCCGCUGGUUUUAGCAGCAGAGGAGAAUCUCCAUAACAUGGUUGUGGACUUGGACAAAAUGGUCAUGAAGUGUUUUUGUGUGUUAGCUGGUAAACUGUCCACAGACGACCUCAACGCUCUGAUCGCCCAUGCACAUCGUCGCAUUGACCAGUUGAACCGAGAGCUAGCUGAGCAGAAGGUCAGAGAGAAGAUCCACAUUGAUGCAGCGUUGGAACAACAGAAACUGGAGGACCAGAAAGCUCUGGACAGCGCUGUCAACACUGCCCUGCAACAUGUCAAAGAAGAGGCCCGGCUGGACCAGGAGAGGAAGCUGGCUGAGUUAAGAGAAGUGAUGGAGGCAGAGAUGAGGACUCAGCUUCGGCGGCAGGCAGCGGCUCACACAGACCACGUCCAAGAUGUGCUCAAAGUCCAGGAGCACGAGCUGAAAGCUGAGGCUGAGCAGGUACUGAGCAGUAAGAUGCUGGAACAGGAGACUCGCUACCGUCAGCUGACCCAGGAACAGCUCGACAACUUCACUUUGGACAUGAACACAGCCUACGCAAGACUGAAGGGGGUGGAAGAAGCUAUAGACAGCCACGUGGUAGCAGAGGACGAGGCUCGUAAGGCCCACCAGCUGUGGCUCUCUGUGGAGGCUCUCAGUUACUCCCUGAAGACUGCUGAAGCCGACGUGCCCACUGUGCCUCUGGAGAACGCCGCUCAGGCUGUUCGCGACAGCUGCCGAGACAACGACUUUGCCUUGGCGCUGGCGUCGGCUCUUCCAGAGAAAUCCCUGCAGCGCGGCGUGUACAGCGAGGCCUCUCUCCGUGCCCGUUUCAACUCCUUGCGAUCGCUGGCCCGCCGCGUCGCUCUCAUCGAUGAAUCUCGUAACUCCUUGUAUCAGUAUUUCUUGUCCUACCUUCAAGCUGCACUGCUGUUUGAGAAGAGGCAGGAAGCUCCACCUAGCCAGCUGAGCUCUGAGGAUUUAGAUCCUUUCAAGCUUCUGUCAUAUGCGAGCUACUGCUUAGAGCACGGGGACCUGGAGUUAGCAGCUAAACUGGUGAACCAGCUGAGAGGAGAGGCCAGGAGAGUGGUGGAGGACUGGCUUAUUGAAGCCAGACUCACACUGGAAACUAGACAGGUAGUGAAUUUGCUGUCUGCUUAUGCAAAUGCUGUGGGUUUGGGCACCACACAGGCGCCGUAGGUUGCCACAGUAACCCUCAACCGUUAAGGGAAAAAGGAAAAAACCUGCUAAAAGUCUUUUUUUUCCAAGAAGUAUCAAAGUUUCCGAGUGUAGCUGGAGAAGUGGCUCAGGAGAAGCUUCAGCCUGAAUCCUUUGUGCAGGGAAGCAUCAGCAGUCUGCAGCACAGAAAGAUGGUUUCUCAGUUACCUGAACCACAUAAAUGUUUUCCUCUGAAAGCACUAAUUCACUGUGGCCAAUUAUUUAUGAUACAUUCAAUGCACUUCUUAGCUUAGUCUUGUCCAUUCAGACUGCAGGUUUGGCCCAGCUAUUUAUCUCCAGCCCGUGUGUUAUGGAACCGUCAUCCUACGAAUUACAGUUGGAUAUUUGUGAAUACUGCACAUGUUAAAUAAAUCCUGA